AUGGGAAAGAAAACACGUAAAUCAGUUAAUGAAAAGGAAGCGAAGUCAAACUUUUUCAUUAAGCUUAGUCCAAAACUGGAAUCUAAUAAAGAUUCUAGUCCCACAGCUAAAAAAGGAUCUUCGGGAAAAAGUCCAGCGCCAGCAAAAUCUCCCAAAAAUCAAAAACCAAAGUCCCUUGUGAAAAAAAUAGGAUCAAACGAGAAAGCACAAAGAGAGAAUUCUAAAUUAACUUUUAAACCUACAAAAUUUUCCAAAACAUUUUUAGAGAAAACAUAUGGCAAAAGAUUCUUUCAGUUAGAAGUUAAGAUGGAAAAGUUUGAGCAUCCAAUUCUGGUCGAAUUUGAUGCAAAGGCAAAUGCUGCAAAAAAAGAAGCCAGGGACAAAAAGAAAAAUCUUUCAGUUUCUUUUAAAGAUCAAGUGGAAAUAUUUGGUAUUAGCGAUUCCGAUUCAGAUGUAGAAGUUUUAACUACAUCAGCUAUAAAGGAACCAGCAAAUAAAGCACCACAAAUACCUGUUACUCCAGCCAAACUUAUAAAAACAGAAAAUGGCAAAGUUGUAGAUACUAUUGAUUUGGAUUCGACAUUAUUUUUAGAUCCAAAAGAAGCAGUUGCUAGUACACCGUUAAAACUACCUGCCCGCAAAAAGCACGACAAAAAAUCGUUUAGUCCACUGAAAGAUGAAGGGUUGACAAGUCCACGUAAGGAGCAGCUUAAAUUGGCAGAUGAAAAAUUACCACCCAAAGACCUAAGGUGCCUAAGUACGGGUGAAGUCGAGGAAGAUGAUGAAGACGUGGAAUAUAUAGUUCCGUUUGAAGUUCCUCCGCGGACAGCAGCUAAAAGCGGUACUGAUACUGAAACAGGCGAUGAUCCAAAAGAAACAGAUUCUGAUAAGCAGAUACCUAACAAUAAUGAAAAUAAGGAAAACGAAAAUAAACAGAAUGAAAAGACAGUUGGUGAAGACGAGACUUCAGCAAAAAAGUCACCGGAGGUAUCUGUUUCUAGUGAAAUUGAUUCUAAAGUAGAAUCUUCAGCAGAAAGUUUCGCAACUGCGGGAAAUGAUAGCGAUAAUGAUGACGCCAGUUUUGCAAAAUUAAAUAACGUAACAGGUUCUUUGUCAAAAACAUGUGAUACUGCUGAAUGUAAUGAAAAUAAAAGAAUAAAUAUCGUUGAAGAGAAGGACAAAAAUGCUGACGGCAACGAAGAAAUAAAAGGUUCAAAUACAUUGAAAUUUGAUAAAUGCUCUAAUGAUAAUGAUAUGAUACUGCGCAUGGAAGAUGAUGUAUCCGAAAAACAUCAGGACACUGAAGCAUAUUCUGAGGAUGAUAACAAAGAUAGCGAGAAAGUUUCAAAUGAUGACAGCACCGAAACUCACCCACCUGAGCCAGACUCAGCUGCAGAUCCAGAAACCGAUGAUGAAGAAUUGAAGAAUUCACAGAGCAAAGCAGACAAACAAACUGUUAGUACGACUACUACGGAGUUAGUGGGAGUUACGAAUUCAAAUAACUAAUAAUUUAAAUGUUAUAUAAUCGUAGGUUUAUGUAGUAUAAACUACAUAAUUAAUUAAAAAAGUUAAAUUUUUUAUUUGUGUAAAAGUUUUGAAAGUGUUGA
Teleopsis dalmanni is the source of this 1607-nucleotide messenger RNA. Its product is annotated as myb-like protein X. The record is from RefSeq and is a predicted model, not a curated record. The transcript is spliced from 4 exons. NCBI's taxonomy places the organism in Eukaryota, Metazoa, Arthropoda, Insecta, Diptera, Diopsidae. The coding region runs from base 1 to 1506 and encodes 501 amino acids.